UCGUCUAUAGAAUAUAAUACAUCGAGAAUUGCACGAUUUCGUCGUGGUGUUAAAGAAAAAGUAUUAGAAUUAACCAACGAAAUGGCUAAGAAAAUCUUCUGCAAUAUAUUGAUGGUGACCCUAAUCGUACUCAGUGCCGAUGCCCGACCCUCCACGGGUGAGGUUAACGUUGAUCCCAGCGAGUAUCACGGUAAUCUCUCGGUGGAGACCGUUCUAAAAGUUCAGCAAUGCGAAAAGGACUCCAAUACGAUGGAACUAUGCAUGAGGUGUGCCAAAGUGACGAAGUCCGACUUCGUAUAUCCCAUGUGCUGCAGCAACGAUGACGGCAUCAAGGACUGGUGCAGGGAGUACGUCUACUAUGGCAACGAAUAGAACUGAGAGGCGGGUCAGGAGGCGAUCCCAUAUCUGUAAAUUAAUUCGUACUCCUGUAUGGAUUGGCUGUGAUAAACCCACUGUAUUUAUUUAAAUUAUAUUUAGGAAUAAACAAGGCUAAAUUAGCGUA
Messenger RNA from Drosophila eugracilis, 502 nucleotides. RefSeq lists its product as uncharacterized. NCBI's taxonomy places the organism in Eukaryota, Metazoa, Arthropoda, Insecta, Diptera, Drosophilidae. Bases 82 to 372 code for a protein of 96 amino acids. The record is from RefSeq and is a predicted model, not a curated record. The transcript has 2 exons.